This is a messenger RNA of Penicillium mononematosum, 930 nucleotides long. Its product is annotated as NmrA/HSCARG family protein. Lineage: Eukaryota; Fungi; Ascomycota; Eurotiomycetes; Eurotiales; Aspergillaceae. Bases 1 to 930 code for a protein of 309 amino acids. The transcript is spliced from 3 exons. The record is from RefSeq and is a predicted model, not a curated record.
AUGUCCAAAAUUAUUACCGUCUUCGGUGCCACCGGACAGCAAGGCGGCUCUGUGAUCCGUACUAUUCUGCAGGAUGAGACCCUAUCUAAGGAGUUCAAGAUCCGUGGUGUUAGUCGCGAUACUUCAAAGCCGGAGGCUCAAGUUCUGCUGAAGCAGGGGGUCGAGCUUGUCCCGGCUGAUAUGAAUUCCAAGGAGUCCUUGGUGAAAGCCAUUCAAGGAAGUCACUCCGUCUUCCUCGUGACUACUCCCACUUGGGGUUCCGCUGGAUCCGAUGCAGAGCUCGUCCAUGGCAAGAACGUCGCCGAUGUCGCCAAGGAGGCUGGCGUCCAACACCUCAUCUUCUCUUCCCUUCUCGACGUUACCAAAGAAUCAGGUGGCCGACUGAAGCAUGUCCCCCACUUUGAUCAGAAGGCCCACGUUGAGGAGUACAUUCGGUCAUCCGGUGUGCCCGCUACCUUUGUCUUGGCUGGUUAUUUCAUGAACAACUACACUUCAUUUGGCAUGCUGCGCAAGGGCGACGAUGAUGUCUACACUUUGGCCUACCCUGUAGGCAAGGAUGCUCAAUUCCCACUCAUCGAUAUCGCAGGUGAUCUGGGUAAAUUUGUCGCCGCUGCCUUGAAGAACCGUUCCGAGGUUCUCGGCGCCCAAGUCCUUGCUGCGGCAGACUACUACACUCCCACUCGCAUCCUUGCCGAGUAUGAGGAGGUUACGGGAAGGAAGACUCGGUUCGUGCAGGUUGAUACCGAAACCUACAAGAGCUUCAUGCCUAGGUCGAUGGGCGAGGAGAUGCUGGAGAAUCACUUGUUUAUCGAGAGCCCUGGUUACUACAAGGGCCAAAGCCUGCAGGAGAGCCAUGCUCUUCUUGAAAAGGCUGGUUUCCAAGCCACAACCUGGAAGGCUUAUUUGGAGCGGAACAAGGCCUCGCUUUAA